CGAAGACAGGCAGACAGGCGACAUCUUCAUGUGUAUCCAGUUCCAGUAUAAGUACUCGCUCCCUCAUGCCCCCUUCCCUUUCAUCCAAAAAAAGGAGUAAACGGAAACGAACGGCAUACAUAUACAGUGUCGGAGUGUCCUCAGUUUCUCAUCCGGUGUGGUUACUUGGAUCCUCUCUUCGAUCUCCGCAUUUGGGAGCCGUCUCCGCUACUCACCACCAUGCACAGAGAUGGAUUGGGCAGGCUGCUGCUACUCCACGUCGCCGCGCUGUCCACGGCCGCCGGCGCGGUCGCGGCUGCCGCCGUGCUGCGGCGGCAGCGGCGGCGGCGGCAGGCGAGGAAGCAGGAGUGGCCAGCCAUGCUGGAAAUGCCGAGGCUGCAGAUGGCUGAACACGGCGGCGUCGAGCACCUCGAGAAGUUCUCCCACUACGUUGCCAGGCAGCUGGGUUUCGAGGACGUUAGGGAGUGCCCGCAGCUGUGCAAAGUGGCCAACAACUACCUGAGGAAGAGCAACAACUGCCUGGACGACAUCUACGACCUCCUCGCCGACGUCCCGGACGCAGAGUCGCUCUACGUCAACCUCGUGGAGGAGCUCGACAAAUGCAUCCUUGGCUACUUUGCCUUCCACUGGGAUCUUGCCACCACUCUCAUCAGCCAGGCCUUGACCGUGGAGAGCGCCACCAGAAAGAAGUUGAGGAACUUGGUGCUGGAAGCUACCAGGAAGCAGAGGUUCGAGAGGGUGACGCGUGACCUGAAGGUGACCCGUGUGUUCUCGACGCUGGUGGAGGAGAUGAAGGCCAUCGGCAUCAGCACGGCCGGGAUGAACGGCCACGACGAUGAGGCGCCGCACGUCACCCCCGUCAUGGCUCCCGUGGCGCACAAGGACCGCAGCCCGGUGCUGCUGCUCAUGGGCGGCGGCAUGGGCGCCGGCAAGAGCACCGUGCUCAAGGAGAUACUCCAGGAGCCGUUUUGGACGGAGGCAGGGGCGAAGGCGCUGGUGGUUGAGGCGGACGCCUUCAAGGAGACGGACGUGAUCUACCGCGCCAUCAGCUCCAUGGGUCACCACAACGACAUGCUCCAGACAGCAGAGCUGGUGCACCAGUCGUCGACGGACGCUGCGUCGUCGCUGCUGGUGACGGCGCUGAACGAGGGUCGGGACGUGAUCCUGGACGGCACGCUCUCCUGGGAGCCCUUCGUCGAGCAGACCGUCGCCAUGGCCCGUGCCGUGCACCGCCAGCGCUACCGCAUGGGCGUCGGCUACAAGGUCCAAGACGACGGCACAAUCAACGAGAACUACUGGGAGCCCGUCCCCGGCCACGAGGGCGAGCAGAACGGCGGCGCGGAAGAAGAAGGGGCGAGGAAGCCGUACCGGAUCGAGGUCGUCGGCGUCGUCUGCGACGCCUACCUUGCCGUCGCAAGAGGGAUCAGGAGAGCGAUUAUAACGGGGAGAGCUGUGAGAGUGAAGUCGCAGCUCAUGUCGCACAAGAGGUUCGCGGCGAAUUUCCAGAAGUACUGCCAGCUCGUCGACGGGGCCAAGCUAUACAGUUCCAACUCCAUGGGCUCCCCACAGCUGAUCGCGUGGAAGGGCGGGAUCAACGGCAGCCUGCUGGUGGAGCCGAACGAGAUCGACUGCCUGGACAAGGUGGGCAACCUCAACGAGAAGGCCACCUCAUUGCACGACCUCUACCCGGGCGGCGCCACCACCUGCGGCUCACGCUCCAUCUGGGACGACAUGAUCGUGCCGCCGGCCCGCGCCGCCAUCCAGCGAGAGCUCCGGGACGCCAUCCGCUCCACAACAACACCAACCGCCUCCUAGCAUCCCGCGAGAUCCAUGGUUUAUACAUACGGAUCGUGCGUACUGUUGGUGGGUGUCUUUGAGAGUGCUGCAGCGUGUCAUGGGUUUUUGGUGCAGAAAAUGGGGAAAAACAGAUUCCCCGGGUACAUAUGUUGUGAAAUUUAUUUAUGGCAAGGGUGGCACUGCCUGUAAAGAUGUUGAGGCUAGUAACUUGAAGAGAAAAAUAUGUUGGCACGUUGAUUUGAGAAUGGCUCGGGUAAUUCCCUGAGCAGAGGAACACAUAUAUGGCACCGUA
Brachypodium distachyon (stiff brome) is the source of this 2089-nucleotide messenger RNA. RefSeq lists its product as uncharacterized. The record is from RefSeq and is a predicted model, not a curated record. The transcript is spliced from 9 exons. NCBI's taxonomy places the organism in Eukaryota, Viridiplantae, Streptophyta, Magnoliopsida, Poales, Poaceae. Bases 220 to 1815 code for a protein of 531 amino acids. Gene Ontology annotation, molecular function: kinase activity; ATP binding.